Scheffersomyces amazonensis is the source of this 4056-nucleotide messenger RNA. Its product is annotated as ubiquitin-specific protease. The transcript has 2 exons. The record is from RefSeq and is a predicted model, not a curated record. NCBI's taxonomy places the organism in Eukaryota, Fungi, Ascomycota, Pichiomycetes, Serinales, Debaryomycetaceae. The coding region runs from base 1 to 4056 and encodes 1351 amino acids. Gene Ontology annotation, molecular function: cysteine-type deubiquitinase activity; protein binding. Gene Ontology annotation, cellular component: cytosol; nucleus. Gene Ontology annotation, biological process: protein deubiquitination; regulation of protein stability.
AUGUAUGAAAUGGGAGAUAAUAAUAAUAAUAAUAAUACUAAGCCAACUAAUGGUAAUCAUCAUGAAUCGGAAGAUGUAGAUAUAGAUGAUGAAAAGGAAUCGAUUGAUAGUUCAAUUAAGAGAAGAAGACAAGCACCACCGGAAGAUAUUGAAAUAGCCGAAAUCGAUGAUGAUGAUGAGGAUGAGGAAGAAGAAGAUGAUGAUGAGGAAGAUGAUGAUGAGGAGGAGGAAGAAGAUGAAGAGGAAGAAGAUGAUGAUUUAGUAGUGAUUGAGAAAUCUCCUCAACCUUCUAAUGAUAAGACUAGUUCAUCAAGCAUCCCAUUAGCCAAUGAUUUUGAAGCUACAGCUGCUCGAUUAAUGAAACCAUUACCUGAUUAUCCGAUUAAGGAUGAAACUCAUUAUGUAUGGCAUAUUAAAGAUUGGAGUGGAAUUAAAGAAGAAAAAGUUAGAUCACCUCAAUUUGAAUGUGGAGGAUUUAAUUGGAAUAUAUUAUUAUUUCCAAAAGGUAAUAAUCAAAGUGGUUCUGUAUCACUUUAUAUGGAACCUCAUCCAAUAAUUAAAGAUGAUAAUGAACAAAUUCCUGAUGAUUGGUAUGUAUGUGCCCAAUUUGGUCUUGAUAUUUGGAAUCCUAAUCAUCCAGAAAGUCAUUUACCAAGUGGAUCACAUCAUAGAUUUAGUAAACAUGAAACUGAUUGGGGGUUUAGUUCAUUAAUUGAUAAUAAACUGUUAGCAUCAUCAUCAAUUCCUCGACUUGGAAAUCAAUUACAUGCUAUAUUAGAAAAUAAUCAAUUAAAUAUUACUGGAUAUGUUAAAGUUAUAGACGAUUCUUCAACUGGAGUAUUAUGGCAUAAUUUUAAUGAUUAUGAUUCUAAAAAGCAUGCCGGAUUUGUAGGAUUAAAUAAUCAAGGAGCUACUUGUUAUUUAAAUUCUUUAUUACAAAGUUAUUUUACUACUAAAGUAUUUAGAAAAUUAGUUUAUCAAAUCCCCACUAUGAAUAAUUCUUCAACUUCUUCAAAGCAAACUCCAACAGUCCCAUUAUCAUUACAAAGAAUCUUUUAUUUAUUAUCUACAUCAAAUGCUCCAGUAGGAACUUUAGAAUUAACUAAAUCUUUUGGUUGGGAUAGUUCUGAUGCAUUUACUCAACAUGAUGUACAAGAAUUAAAUCGAAUUUUAAUGGAUAGAUUAGAAACUGCUAUGAAAGGUCUGGAUAUUGAAGGUAAAUUAAAUGAUAUAUUUGUUGGAAAAAUGAAAUCAUAUAUUAAAUGUGUUAAUGUCCCUUAUGAAUCUUCAAGAGUUGAAGAUUUUUGGGAUAUUCAAUUAAAUGUUCGAGGAUUUAAAAAUUUACAAGAAUCAUUUAAAAAUUAUAUUGAAAUUGAAAUGUUAGAUGGAGAAAAUCGUUAUCAAGCUGGUGAUGAUUAUGGUUAUCAAGAUGCUAAAAAGGGUGUAGUAUUUGAAUCAUUUCCUCCAGUAUUACAUCUUCAAUUAAAGAGAUUUGAAUAUGAUUUUAUGGUAGAUGAUUUAGUUAAAAUUGAUGAUUUUUAUGAAUUCCCUGAUAAAAUUGAUUUAAAACCUUAUCUUGAUGAAGAUUUACCAGCCGAAAUUAAGAAUCAAAAUUGGAAUUAUAAAUUACAUGGAGUUUUAGUUCAUCAAGGUAGUAUAUCUAAUGGACAUUAUUAUGCAAUGAUUAAACCUAAUGGUAAUGAUGAUGUUUGGUUAAGAUUUGAUGAUGAUAAAGUAUGGAGAGCUACUAAAACUCAAGUAUUUCAUGAAAAUUUCGGAGCUAAUGAAAUUACUACAGAAGAAUUAUCAAAAUUAUCUCGAUUAGAACAACAAGAAAAUUUAUUAAGAAGAGUAACUUCUGCUUAUAUGUUAGUAUAUUAUCGAGAAUCUCAAUUAGAAGAAAUCUUACCUAUUAAUGAAAAUAUGAGAGAAGCUAUACCAGAACAUAUUCCAAGACAAUUAAAGGAAGAAAGUGAAGAACGUGAAAGAUUAGAAAGAUUAAAACAAGAAGAACUUUAUUAUACCGAAACGAAAUUCAUUACAACUUCAACGAUUAAUAAUCAUAUUGGAUUUGAUUUAGCACUUGAUCUGACUAUUCCUAAGUUUUGUGAUGAAACUUUAAAGGGAACAUCAUGUGAUCCCAUCUCAUUUAAAGUUAAGAAAGAUGAUCCUUAUUAUUCACUUUAUAAAUUGGUAGGAAAGCAAUUGAAAUACUUUAAUGAAGAUGAUGAUAAUGAUGAACAACAAAUAAUUGAAGAUGAUAAGAAUUUACCCUUUAGAUUAAUCAUUGUUUGUCAUAGAAAUAAUCAUACUAAUCGAGUGGAUUCAGAAGUAAUUGAAGAAAAUAAAGAUAAAACCAUUAAUUCUGUGUAUUUCAAAUCUUUCAAUAGAAAAUUCGAUGAAUUUUUAUUUUAUAUUGAAGAAGUUAAUAAAGAUAUUAAUAAUAUUAAUCAAGCAAUUCCUUCAACUACUAUAAUUAAUCCUCGAGAUUUUAAAUUUGAGACUGUAUUUGAAAAGAUUAAUCAAGUAGGAACUACGGUGAAUCCGGAAUUUAAAUUCCAUUCUAUUUAUGAUCAUUCAAAUCAUAUGAUAUUAUUCAUUAAAUAUUUCGAUCCAAUUUCUCAAGAAAUUAGAGGAUUAUCUCAUAUAGUUGUUUCUAAGGAUUCAGUAAUUUCAAAGAUCAUUAAACCAAUUAAUGAACUUUUAAAUUUUGAUCCAGAAACUAAUUUACAAUUAUUUGAAGAAUUUUCUCCUUCAAAAAUUGAUAAGAUUGAUACUUCAUUAACUCUUAAUAAGCUUGAAUUAAGUAAUGGUGAUAUAAUUACGGUACAAGUUCCUGAAGUUGCUGAAUUAGCAGGUGAUAAGAAAUUUAAGGAUCUUCGAGAAUAUUAUAAAUUUAUGUUAACUAGAAUUCAUAUUCAAGUUAAACCAUUUAAAGCUGAUCUUGAUGAAGAAGAUAGUGAUUUUGUAGUUGAAGAAAAUAAAAAUGGUAAUGGAAAUUCACUUAUUAGUCCUAGUGAUACUUUAUCAUCAAAUGAAGAAUUAGAUGAUGUAUCAACAAGAAAGCAAAUUGAAGCAGCUAAAAGAAUUAGUAAAUCAUUUGAUUUUUGGAUUUCAACUUUAUAUACUUAUCAAGAACUUGCAGAAGAAAUUGCUUCAAAAUUAGGUUCAAAAGUUGAUCCAACUUAUUUAAGAAUCUUUGUUCUUAAUAAUCAAGGUCUGAGAUAUCCCUUAAAAUCUUCUCAUCAUUUAUCUACAUUUUUACCAAAAACUGUUCCUGUUAAUCAAAUUAUUUCAUUUGAAUAUGAAAUUUUAAAUAUUAAAUUACGAGAUUAUGAAAAUUUGAAAUCUGUUAAGAUUCAUUGGUUAACGAGUCUUUUACAAUAUCAAGUAUUUGAAUUAUUAGUGGCAAGAAAUGGAUCUAUUCGAGAUUUAAUUAUAAAAUUAUUACAUAAAGUAAGUGUUUCCCCUAAAGAUUAUAAACAUAUCUUUGUAUGGUCAGGUAGAAAUCAUUCAUAUUAUGAUUUUGUUAAAUUUGAUAGACCAUUGGAAGAUUUAGAAGAUGAUAUUGAUUUAUACGCAGGGAUUUUCCCAGCAGAAAUUGAAAUACUUACAAGUCAUGAUAUGAUUAAAAGAUUUGUUGAUGAAUCAGUUAAUGUAGAAGAUUUUGAUAAUGAAUUUUUAAAGGAAGAAUUCAUUAUGUCAAGACAAUUAAGUAAAGAUCUUAAUUUAAUUCCUGCAUUCCAUUUCUAUAAAAAUAGUACUUAUCAUCAUGGAGUUCCAUUUAUAUUUGCUGUAUAUCCAGGAGAGAAAUUUUCUGAAACAAAGGAAAGACUUCGUAAGAAAUUAGGAUUAGGAUUACAAGCAUUUGAAAAGAUUAGAUUUGCUUUAGCUGAUAAUCAGGAUAAAGGUUCAUAUAUUGAUAGUGAUAAUGAAGAAUUAAUCUUAUUUAAUGAAAUUGGUAAAGUACAAUUAUCCAUGUCUUUAGCGUUAGAUCAUCCAGAUAGAAGUUCUCGUCGUACUGGACAAUUCGAUAAGGGUAUAUCUAUUCGAUAA